Folsomia candida is the source of this 1624-nucleotide messenger RNA. RefSeq lists its product as uncharacterized. The transcript is spliced from 2 exons. The record is from RefSeq and is a predicted model, not a curated record. The coding region runs from base 973 to 1413 and encodes 146 amino acids. NCBI's taxonomy places the organism in Eukaryota, Metazoa, Arthropoda, Collembola, Entomobryomorpha, Isotomidae.
CUUGGACACUUUUCAGUGAAGGCUGCUUUAUUUCGAUGCCACGAGGCAAACUUAUGUACAAAUGUACAUAUUUAUAUAUAUAUAUAUAGGUGCACGUGUACAUACAUACAUAUAUGACAUAUGUAUAUGUUCAUGUGAAAAAGAAAGUGUGUAAGUAUAGUUGAUUCACACAUUGCACAUGUACAUGUGUACACUCACUUGAAAAGCUAACGAAUUUUUAAAUAUUGUUAUGCAGUUUAGUUAUAUAAUUUACAGCACACGCAAAAAUUUCAGUAAUCGUUUAGAUUUUAAACGUAUGUACCUAUGUGUACAUUAUUACAUACCGUUGUUACACAAUUUUUGCUCCAAUACGAGUUAUUUUAACCGAUUUCCAACAUUUAGAAUAUAAGUUAAUCCAAUGAAUUUUUCAUUUAUGGAAAGCUGAAUUAGUUUAGUAUUUAUUUGUCCUGUGAAUAUGUGUAUUAUACAUACAUAUGUACGUAUAAUAUUACUUAAUAAGGGUCUGUCCCUUAUUAAGGAAAUCGGAUCAAGGAUCACGAUCGUCACAGAGGAGAAGAGGGCAACAGCGUUUCUUUUACAAAGGAUGAGUAUUGCAGUACAGCGUGGUAAUGUUGCUGCAAUUUUGGGAUCUCUUCCAGCCGGACGAGAGCUGGAUGAGAUAUUUUUACUAUAAGACGACGGAUUAGGUUAAGGUUUUUUUUAAAUUUCAGAUGGGGACGAUUUGUAAGACGCUGGUCGUUUAGCUUUUUUAAUAUAAGAUGUAAUAAUAAGUACUUUACUCUGCGAUACAAUUCAUACUCUUAAUGAAUAAUAAACCAUAUGUCCAUGUCACGUAAUAAUAAACACUGACAAUAUUACAAUCUUUGUGUUACACAUGCAAAUACAAUUAUUCUUAACGUAUAUUUUUAAACAGGCUACCUGGUUCCUGACAUUUUGAAUACUUACUUCCCUUGCAAAAAUUGACCCGAAAAAAUGGACACUACACACGUGCAAGAUAUUGCACUCAAUAAUCCAAUUAUUUUGACCGAAAUAUUGAAGCAGACCUCAGUCCGGUUGCGAGAUGCCCGAUUCGUCUCCAAAUUUUGGAACGACAUAGUUCUCUCCCUUCCCAAGACAAGACUUACCUUUUGUCUGAGAGAUUCGUACAACGAAUACGAAGAAGGCGAGGAAGACACCGAUGAAGAUUUGCACACCGAUCCGUUUCGGUUUUUCGAAAUAUGCUCCACUUUAAAUAAACGACUCUCGAAGAGUAUCAUCGCCGAGUUUGACACCAGCAUGAAAUAUGACACGGAUGAAUCUGCUCCUGCCAUCUACUCUUUCGGGGCCAAGUUGAUGCACUUGUGUGCCAUGUUUAGUGAUACUAUUGGCUCAUUCCACCUGAACCCACACGAUCGUCGUCGCACCCAUAUUUGAUAUCUUGUCCACAAUCUUAUCAUAGAUGCAUAAUAUAAAAUAAAACAUAUCAUAAAAAUCAAAAUUUGAAAAUUAUUUUUUUUCGCAAAGAUAUAGCAGUUCAAAGAAAAUUUGCAAAUGCAUUGAAAAUGCUUUCGUCGCCAAAGUGUUGGUUCAAGGGGUAGGUUACAUUUACAGAUUUCAUUCAUUGAUCAUUCAUUGAUAGGAAAAA